UAAAGCCCUAACAAAAUUCUCAGAUUUCACCGAUCCACUUCUCGAAGAAACUCGAAUCUCGUUUCGUGAAUUCAUUUUGAGUGAGAGAAAUUAGAGAUAUUGUAAAUUCGUCUUUGAUGGGUGGUCUAGCUAUGGAGGAAAUGCCUUUAUCGGCGUUGUUCGAGCAAGCAAGGAAAAUUCAUCUCGCGGCUUCAGAGUCUCGUGCCGAUCAGGAUGUUGUGAAGAAAGGAUGUGAGAUUUUACAAAAGUGCGAAGACAUGGUCGGGAAGCUGGGUUUGUUCUCGUCUAACGAGACUAAAGAAGAUAUCAGCACGAACAAUCUCAAGUAUCUUUUGGUGCCUUACUAUCUUGCGGAGUUGACGGAGAAAAUCAUACAGGACGACCGGAUUCCGAUCGUCAAGGCUUCGCAUGCAAAGUUGAAGGAGUUCUUUUCAUUCUGUGAGGCAAUGGAACUUGUUCCGGAAGAAGAGUUGGAAGCUUCUUCACGAGGAGGUUCUGCUCCACCUGCAGAUCGAAGAGCUCUGAAGAUAGCUCGGUUCAAACGUCAAAAAGCUGCAGAGUCGAAGCUCCUUGAAAUUAAAGAGAGGAAGGAGCGACGUGGACGUUCAACUAAAGCAGCUGCCUUGUCCACUCCGGUUGAAUCGGGAGAAGAAGAUAUUCCAGAUGAUGACAGUGAAGAAGAGAGAGAGGCGUGGCUGUCCACAAUUAACUUGGCCGUUUGUAAGGCUAUUGAUCUGAUGGAAAUGCUAAAGAGAGAAGAAGAAAUGCUCUCUGCUAUAAAGGAAAAACAGUUGAAGGAUGGAGAGGAUGGGUUUUCUCGAGAUGCGCUUGAUGAUCGCACAAAGAAAGCCGAAACCUGGCACAGAGAUGCAGCUGCAAGGGUACAGUACUCUAGACCAGCACAACCAAUCACUUGUGCCACAUUUGCACAAGAUGUGUUAGAAGGAAGAGCUUCAGUAUCACAGGGUCACGAACACAAGCACCAACCUCUUAUAUUCGGUCCAGCAAGCAUCGUGGGUGGAGCUCUCUCUACAGAGAGAGAGAGGAUGAUAGCUCAAGUUUUCCAACCAAGUCACAGAAUGCCAACAAUGAGCAUAGAGGAUGCUGGGUUAACAGAGAUGACGAUUAUGAAUGAUUGGCAAGAGCAGACGAAGAAAGCCAUUGAAGAAGCAAGCACCUCAUGGUACAGUGAUAAACCAUUGAGAAGAAAAGAAGAGGACGAUGAAGAGGAUGACGAAGACGAGGAAGCUGUGAUGAAAGCCAGGGCUUUCGAUGAUUGGAAAGACGAUAAUCCUCGUGGUGCUGGUAACAAGAAACUCACACCUUGUGGCUGAGAUUGAAACUUACACACACAUAGUUAACACUCUCUCUCCCUCUUUGUUUUUAUUUCCAAACUCUCAUCUUUCACUGUCUGUAAUUUAAUCAUUUUUCUACUGUAAGACAUAGACUGUUACAUCAUAAGAUUAACUAAUGGAAUUAUUUUCAUUCUCGUA
This is a messenger RNA of Eutrema salsugineum, 1493 nucleotides long. RefSeq names its product PP2A regulatory subunit TAP46. Bases 117 to 1334 code for a protein of 405 amino acids. The transcript has 9 exons. Gene Ontology annotation, biological process: regulation of dephosphorylation; regulation of signal transduction. The record is from RefSeq and is a predicted model, not a curated record. Gene Ontology annotation, cellular component: cytosol. NCBI's taxonomy places the organism in Eukaryota, Viridiplantae, Streptophyta, Magnoliopsida, Brassicales, Brassicaceae. Gene Ontology annotation, molecular function: protein phosphatase 2A binding.